Aricia agestis (brown argus) is the source of this 2216-nucleotide messenger RNA. RefSeq names its product D-aspartate oxidase (gene Daao1). Gene Ontology annotation, molecular function: D-amino-acid oxidase activity; FAD binding. Bases 152 to 1162 code for a protein of 336 amino acids. The transcript is spliced from 3 exons. The record is from RefSeq and is a predicted model, not a curated record. NCBI's taxonomy places the organism in Eukaryota, Metazoa, Arthropoda, Insecta, Lepidoptera, Lycaenidae.
UUGUGGGCGUGUGUCCAGUGUCCGCCCGCACUGUACCGUAACAUUACGCGUGAUUACUCGCCAUACUAGACAGUUUGUUCAUUCAGUUAUUUUACAUCUUGACAAUAUGGUUGACCAAAGGGCAUAAGAUCCUAUAGAAACUCAGGUGAAGAUGGACAGCGCGCCGCGCGUGGCGGUGGUGGGGGGUGGCGUGGUGGGGAUGACGGUGAUCAGGGUGCUGCAGGCCGAGCUGCCUCGAGCACAGGUCACGCUUAUAGCGGAGAACUUAGGUGAUGACACGACGAGCUGCGUGGCGGCGGGCAUCUUCCGGCCCGGCACCAGCUUCCGCGGCCCUACACCGGAGAUCACGCAGCGGUGGAUCGACGACUCCUGGCGCUACUGGCAGGACAUCCUCCGCACCGCCGACGCCCCGCGCGCCGGCGUCACCGAGCUCGGCGCAUACAUCUUCUCGCGGGAUAACUACCACGUUACCAGGAACCACCUCAUAGAGAAGCUGGUGCCGGUCUACCGCGAGGUGCAGGAUGACGAGCUCCGCCUCUGCGCCGGGGACUGGCGGCACGGCUCCUACUUCUCCACCGUCAAGAUCGGCUGCGAUAACUACCUGCCGUGGGUGGAGCGAUCUUUCUUACGGGGAGGCGGGAAAAUAUUGCGGGAGAAGGUGGCGAGUCUCUCAACGCUGGGGGGACAGUACGAGCUCGUGUUCAACUGUACGGGGAUGGGCGCGAAGCUGCUGUGCGGGGACCACGACCUGGUGCCGCUGCGGGGGCAGGUGCUGCGCGUGCGGGCCCCCUGGCUGAAGACGGCGUUCUACGGGGACUACGACACGUACGUGAUCCCGGGCGCGGGCGGCGCCGUGACGCUGGGCGGCGUGCGACAGUACGACAGCUACGACCUAAGCGUCAGCCCCCACGACACCGCCGCCAUCCGCGAGCGCUGCGAGGCGCUGCUGCCGGCGCUGCGGGGGGCGGAGCUCCUGGCACAGCGCGUGGGGCUGCGGCCGCACCGCGUGCCGGUGCGCGUGGAGGCCGAGCUGGGCUGGAGCCCCGUGGUGCACUGCUACGGGCACGGCGGGUACGGCGUCACGUGCGCGCCCGGCACCGCGCUGCACGCCGUCAGGAUCGGCCUCGACCUCCUCCGCGGUAACACCCGGAGUAAGAUAUAGAGACUCGAUAUUUGGAAAUUUGUAGCGAUUGUCGUUUUAUUGUUAUAAGAAUUUUAAGGUUAGAAUAAUAUUAUGUGCUCAUUUUUUUUUUAAUAUUGGAUUGAAGUACCAUAUUAAUUUUACGGAAAAAAGUGCUGCCAUUCUCCAUGCCCAUUUAUUUUAACCUUAAGGUUAAUACGUUGAUUACGUCAACUGCACAAACGUAGAAAGGGAUAAAAUUAUGAGGUGAUCAGAAGGAAGAUAAACAUCUGUGCGUCGUUAUUUAUGCUGUUAACUCAAAAUUCAAUAAAAUGUAAAAGCGAACAUAUCUUUAUAUUACAGUGGAAGAAUAUUAUAUUACCCGUCGAGUGUGGUUUAAUAAUUAAUUAAUUCAAUCUCAUUCUUCGUGGAUCACGCUGCUGUUUGUUCGGGAGCUUCUAUCUCCACGUAGUAUUAUACUCUUGCUUCAAUUUAUAUUUAGUAUUUACUAUUUACUUAAUACUUGUUUAAACACUUCCCCAGCGAUUCUCUUAACUUUUCUCGAACGCACCAACUCAGUGGUUUUAAUUUGAUGGAAUAUUCUCUUAUUAAAAAGUCUCCAAAAUGUAUAAUGUAUACACUUACGAGUUAUUAAUGGCUUUGGUGCUAAUCAUUGUUGCGUAAUAUUUACUGUGCACUUAUAUAUUAUUUAAUAUUUAGAUAAUGUCAUUUUUCUAAUUAGCUGCUUUAGAAAAAACAUUUCUAACAAAUAACAACUAAGUACAUUAAUUUGUUACAGCGAGAGGCCAAGUUAUUGUUUUCUUCGAAUAUGUUUGAGAUUUGUAAGGAAUACGAGCGUGGCAGCAGGAUGUAGGUAGUAGGAAAAUAACUAGAGAUUCAAAUCAUAAUAUAUUGCAUUUUAAUAUUGCCUGAAACUUUGUGCAUAAAUUCUUUUACAGUGCUACCCGCACAUGAUGCCGAAAUAUUAACCAUCCUAUGUACUAUGUAGUAAGUAUGUCCUUUUCCCGGGAACCUAAUACCCUCGACAUAAUCUUAGUUACAUGAGGUCGUAAAUAUAAACACUACUGGUUGCUAA